Messenger RNA from Hymenoscyphus albidus, 1328 nucleotides. Lineage: Eukaryota; Fungi; Ascomycota; Leotiomycetes; Helotiales; Helotiaceae. The record is from the annotation of a GenBank genome assembly.
AUGUCUGACUCUUACACUUCUGUGGCUGAUGUUAAAGGCCUGGUAGCGAAUGUGAAUAAUACAGCUAAGAACUUUGAAGCUGCUGCAGGAGGUGAUGUUCAUCUAGCUCGUCGUACCUUGCAGCUUGAAGCGAGAAAGCUGUUGUAUUCUUUGGAAGAGCCGAAUACUGAGGUAUGGCCUCGUGUCUAUCAGGUAAGGACACUGUUACCCAUGUUACAGACUUGGAUUUUUGUAGCCUUCUUUACUUGCUCACCCAUCCUAGGUCAAUGUAGGCGCAGCUAUUGAAGUUGUCUCGAAGUUAGGGUUAUGGAGCAAGUUCGAAGGAGAAAAGACCAUCUCGCUUGCCCAGAUAGUCCAAGAGACAAAGGCAGAUGAGAUCAUGAUUAGUGAGUAUCAGUCCAGAUUCCCCCUUUAGAAUUUCUCUACUAACGUAUCUGUGACAGUCCGAAUCUUUCGUCAACUUACUGCAGCCGGCAUCUUAGAAGAAAUUCCCGGUGCAGGCUACGCUCUUACCACCAUCGGCCAGCCAUACCUAAACUCAGACCACCGCGCUUUCAAUGACUUGAUCUUCAACGACAUUAUCCCUGCCAUCAUGGCCAUGCCCCGAACACUUGCUGAGCGCGGCUACAAAGCACCAACCAAGGAAUCCGGCACCCCAUAUAAAUGGGCUAACGGUGAAGAACUAUGGACAUGGUUAGGCUCGCACCCAGAUCGUGCCAUGAAUAUGGUCGCUGGAAUGAGAUCCCACAAUGCAGGGAAUGUCUCCGGCGACGCCUACCCUACCCCACCCUUUCGGUUCUGAGGUCGCCAAGCUCAACUUGAAAGACGACGAUGUUGCGAUUGUCGAUAUCGCAGGUGGCCAAGGCCACAUCAUGGAGGAAGUCCGCGAACGGAAUCCCAAUAUCAAGGGUCGGUUCAUCGUUCAAGAUCUCCCUUCUACCUUCGCUGCUGUCUCUGGCCCGCCUGCCGGUGUAGAAUUUAUGGAAUACGAUAUUUUCACGCCGCAACCGGUCAAGAAUGCUUCCAUCUACUAUUAUAGACACAUCUUCCAUGACUGGAGUGAUGGCGACUGUACGACGUUCUUGGAGCAAGUCGUGCCAUUGUUGAAAGAGCAACCGGAAAGCAAGUUACUCUUAGUAGACCUUGUUUUGCCAGAUACCAAUGCCACUAUGCAAGAAGCGAUCCAAGGCAUCUCCAUGUUUCCCAUCGGAGGGUUGGAGAGAACCGAGACUCAAUGGAGUAAGUUGUUGGCGAAGUCUGGGCUGAAGAUCAAGAAGAUUUGGAGGGGAAGCGAGCCUGAAGCCUGUGUUGAGUGCGAAUUGUUGUGA